This is a messenger RNA of Ostreococcus lucimarinus CCE9901, 2052 nucleotides long. RefSeq lists its product with no specific name. The record is from RefSeq and is a predicted model, not a curated record. Gene Ontology annotation, molecular function: translation elongation factor activity; GTPase activity; GTP binding. The transcript has a single exon. NCBI's taxonomy places the organism in Eukaryota, Viridiplantae, Chlorophyta, Mamiellophyceae, Mamiellales, Bathycoccaceae. The coding region runs from base 1 to 2052 and encodes 683 amino acids. Gene Ontology annotation, biological process: ribosome disassembly; translational elongation; mitochondrial translation. Gene Ontology annotation, cellular component: mitochondrion; chloroplast.
AUGGCCCACAUCGAUGCGGGUAAGACGACGACGACGGAACGCGUGUUGUACUACACCGGUCGCUCGCACAAAAUCGGCGAAGUGCACGAAGGCGCGGCGACGAUGGACUGGAUGGAACAAGAACAAGAGCGCGGUAUCACGAUUACGUCCGCCGCGACCACGUGCGCGUGGAACGAUCACCGUAUCAACAUCAUCGAUACCCCUGGUCACGUCGAUUUCACGUUGGAAGUUGAACGCGCGCUUCGCGUGCUCGACGGCGCCAUUUGCCUCUUCGACUCCGUCGCCGGUGUCGAACCGCAAUCCGAAACCGUCUGGCGCCAAGCCGACAAGUACCACGUUCCACGUUUGUGCUUCGUGAACAAGAUGGAUCGCAUGGGUGCCAACUACUUCCGCACCAUCGACAUGAUUGUCAAGAACCUCGGCGCGCGUCCGUGCCCGCUCCAAAUCCCGAUCGGCGCCGAAGAAGACUUCGCCGGCGUCGUCGAUCUCAUCACCAUGAAGGCGCUCGUCUGGAAGGGUGAAGAGCUCGGCGCGUCUUGGGACGUUGUCGAAAUUCCGGACGACCUCAAGGAGAAGGCUGAAGAGAUGCGCGCCAACAUGAUUGAAAUGGCCGUCGAGCAAGACGACGACGUCAUGGAAAAGUACCUCGAAGGUGAAGAACCGACCGAGGAAGAGAUUGUCAAGUGCAUCCGUAAGGGCACGUGCUCUCUCUCCUUCGUCCCGGUGUUGUGCGGCUCCGCGUUCAAGAACAAGGGUGUCCAACCGAUGCUCGACGCCGUCCUCGCGUACUUGCCGGCGCCGACGGAUGUCCCGGAUGUCCAAGGUACCGACGUCGAUGACGCCGAAAAGAAGCUCACCCGCAAGGCGGAUGACGAUGAAGCGCUCUCUGCGUUGGCGUUCAAGGUCAUGACUGAUCCGUUCGUCGGUUCGCUCACCUUCACCCGCGUGUACUCUGGCAUCAUCGAAUCCGGCUCUUACGCGUACAACUCCGUCAAGGGUAAGAAGGAACGCAUCGGUCGCCUCCUCGAGAUGCACGCGAACGAGCGUGAGGACGUCAAAGUGGCGCGCACUGGUGACAUCGUCGCCAUCGCUGGUCUCAAGGACACCACCACCGGUGACACGUUGUGCGACCAAGGAAAGCAAAUUAUCCUCGAACGCAUGGAGUUCCCCGAUCCCGUUAUCAAGGUUGCCAUCGAGCCGAAGACCAAGGCUGACGUCGAAAAGAUGUCCACCGGUUUGAUCAAGCUCGCGCAGGAAGAUCCGUCUUUCCACUUCACGCGUGACGAAGAAACCAACCAAACCGUCAUCGAAGGUAUGGGUGAGCUUCACCUCGACAUCAUCGUCGAUCGCCUCAAGCGCGAAUUCAAGGUUGAAGCCAACGUCGGCGCGCCGCAAGUCAACUACCGUGAAUCUAUCUCCAAGCCGGGUGAAGUCAAGUACACGCACAAGAAGCAGUCUGGUGGUUCCGGUCAAUACGCCGAGGUUAAAAUCAAGUUUGAACCGCUCGAACCGGGUUCCGGUUUCGAGUUCACCACCGACAUCAAGGGUGGCACCGUGCCGAAGGAAUACAUUCCGGGCGUCGCGAGCGGUUUGGAACAAAUGAUGGGCUCUGGUAUCAUCGCCGGUUUCCCUGUCGUGGACUUGCGCGCCACCUUGUUCGAUGGUUCUUACCACGACGUCGAUUCCUCCGUCAUGGCUUUCGAAAUCGCCGCCAAGGGCGCGUUCAGAGAAGGCAUCUCCAAGUGCGCCCCGAAGCUUUUGGAGCCCGUCAUGGAGGUUGAUGUCAUCACCCCGGAAGAAUCCAUGGGUGACGUUAUCGGUGACUUGAACUCUCGUCGUGGUGCCGUCAACGAGCUCGGCGACAAGCCGGGUGGCAUGAAGACGGUCAAGGCGUUCGUGCCGCUCGCGGAAAUGUUCAACUACGUCUCCAAGUUGCGCGGCAUGACCAAGGGUCGCGCCAACUACUCCAUGAAGCUUGCGCGCUACGAGCCCGUCCCCAUGGCCAUUCAAACGGAGCUUGCCGCGAGUAGAAAGGAAAAAGAAGCGAAGUAA